Molecule: messenger RNA, 1440 nt
Organism: Arabis nemorensis
Lineage: Eukaryota; Viridiplantae; Streptophyta; Magnoliopsida; Brassicales; Brassicaceae
Source: the annotation of a GenBank genome assembly
AUGUCGUUUCGUGAGAAGAUGCCGACGAGCCCCAAUUCACCUCUGACUAGAAGACGGCGUUCGAGCUGGUCCGGCUCUUGGCUCAACCAUCCUGCUACGUCUUUCAAGCAAGUAGUCUCCGCCGUUAUCCAGGCUCAGUCCCCUAGAUCCAGGUCCAAAUCCCUAACCCCUGAUUUCUCCGACAUCGACCGGACACUCUCCUUGUCCGAUUCUCUCCUCCUCAAGAUCCUCCAAAAGCUUCCACAAUCACAGAACGACGAUUUGUCUCUCGUCUGUAAACGCUGGUUGGCUCUCCAGGGACGACGUCUAAUGACUCUCAAGCUUUACGAUUGGGAUUUUCUCUUGUCAGGUAAGCUUCUCUCCAGGUUCCCCAAGCUCACGGAUCUUGAUUUGGGGACCGCCUGUAUCAAUCCGACUCGAAACUCGGGUAUUUUGGUCUGUCACAAGUCGAUUUCGUUUCAUAUAUCUUCCGAUUCGUCGAAUUCGGAUUUUGUUGAGGAGAAUAUUUUGCAGAGUGAAAUGAUUGAUAGAGGGCUUAGGGUAUUAGGAAGAGGGAGUUGCGAUUUACUCAAACUCGUUGUGAUUAAUGCUACUGAACUGGGGUUACUUGGUUUAGCUGAAGACUGCUCGGAUUUGCGAGAGCUAGAAUUGCACAAAUGUAGUGAUAAUCUCUUGCGUGGCAUCGCUGCGUGUGAGAAUCUGAGAGCCUUGAGAUUGGUUGCUAGCGUAGACGGUCUGUAUAAUUCUUCGGUUUCCGAUAUAGGUUUAACCAUCUUAGCACAAGGGUGUAAGAGACUAGUGAAGCUUGAGCUUAGUGGUUGUGAAGGUAGCUUUGAUGGGGUUAAAGCGAUUGGGCAAUGUUGUGAAGUGCUUGAUGAGCUGACCAUUUGUGACCAUAGAAUGGAUGAUGGUUGGAUAGCUGCGCUUUCCUACUUUGACAAGUUGAAGACAUUGAGAAUUUCGUCAUGCAGAAAGAUAGAUCCUAGUCCUGGACCAGAAAAGUUGCUGGGAUCUUGUCCAGCUCUGGAGAGUUUGCAACUCCAGAGGUCUUGUUUGAACGACAAGGACGGGUUGAGAGCAUUGUUUAAGGUCUGUGAUGGAGCAAAAAAGUUUAAUAUUCAGGAUUGCUGGGGACUGGAUGAUGAUUCUUUCAGCUUGGCCAAGGCUUUCAGGAGGGUGAAGUAUCUUUCUUUGGAAGGAUGCUCAAUCUUAACAACAAGCGGUUUAGAGUCGGUAAUUCUACGCUGGGAAGAGCUUGAGAGCAUGAGUGUAGUGUCAUGUAAGAACAUAAAAGAUAGCGAAAUUUCAGCGGCGCUCUCGUCUUUGUUCUCUCUUCUCAAAGAACUGAAGUGGAGACCAGACACAAGGUCUCAUCUCUCAUCGAGUCUCGAAGGUGCCGGAAUUGGAAAGAGAGGCAGCAAAUUCUUCAAGAAGAGAUGA